AUGUUCCCUUGGUCUGCUGUUUUCUCUCUUGAGCCUAAAGUCCCGGGCCAGCGUAGCAGUGAAGAAUUAGUCACAAACACUUUAAUGUUGGAGUUGGGGGCCAUGGUGAAGCGCACUGAACGCAUACGUCUGGAGAGGGCCACAGAAGGUCGCCGUCGCCGUCGCAGCUCCUCCUCCACGGCCGACUACAGCUGGCUAGUCAAAACCCCCAACCCACAGCCCUACCAGCUGACACCCAACGACCUGCUGGAACUGCAGGACCUCUGUGCCAAGAUCCCUCCGGCACAGUGUGGCCCUGUGAUCGUCAGGUUCAGGAGGUCGGUGUCGCAGAUGGAGCCUGAGGUCCACGAGGUUCCCCGACUGUUUCGCUCAGUGUUACGCGAGUGUGUGGAUGAGGUGAACGGAAACGAUGAAGAGCAGACAGAAGACACUAUCUUCGAAAAGCAGCAGCGCAGCAAGAGCCUUUCUUUCAUUACUUUCCGCACCAAGUUCCGCACGGGGCAAUUCUUCAAGGGCAGCGGCAUGAGAGGCUCCAGGGGGAAUCUGCAGCAGGAGGUGGACUGGUCAGACGAGGAGGAGGAGGAUGAAGAAGGGGAAGAGGAGGCCAUUAAGGCCAGGGCAAGGAAGGGAAGAAGCAAGAGCAUGCCAGAGAUUAGCCCUAUGGAGCAGAGUGCCCAGGGCUGAGAGAAGGGAGGCAGAAAGUCAGUGGAGACAAUGCAGAGAGGAUGGUGUGAGGGAGAGGUGGAGCACCUGUACAGGGGUUUAUUUUUUUGGGGGGGGGAGGGGAUGAAAAGGGAAGGCAAGAUCCGAAUAGAAAACUAAUAAAGGGCAGAAGAGAAAAACAAUUCCAUUUCAAGGAAGGAGGGGAGUGGCAUUCAGUAAAAUGAGAGAAUAAAACAUUUCUUUUAAUGACAAAUAAAAAAGCCUAAAGAGUUGGUUUCGAAGUGAUCCUUUGGCUCUCUACGAACCGAUUUUCUUCAAUCAGUCAUGCAAGAGUUUUGGUUUUGAUUUUAGCUACAUUCAAACCCAUCUGAUGUGCUAUGUUGUUGUGAGAAAAUUCAUUACGAGACAUGCUCUAUGGUCAUCAAUGUCCCAUGGCUGGAACAAAGUGAUUGACCCACCAACCCAUCAAAACCAUCCUACCUGCAGACUUUCUACCAAGGUUAGAAACUCUUAAAAAUACUUUGUGUUCAACAGAUCCUGAUGUUCACAGGAUCACCCUUUAAAAACAUGUUGUGCUAUAGAAAAGACACCUGUCCUUUGCAGAAGAUAAUGGGGAAGUUUACUGGUCCAUAUGCAGGAGUUUGACUUCAGGUCACCUGCUCAUUAAGCUGUACUUCAGCCAUCAAGCAAAUCUUAGCAGGCAGGAUAUAACUGGAAUAUCAUAAUCUACUGUUUACAGCGGAUACAAGUAUUUGGAUGGAGUACAAUGUUUUUUUUCUCUUCUUUAAGGCUAAAACAAAGUUAUCUUUAAUGUAUUAUUCAAGUCUAUUAUACCU
Labrus bergylta (ballan wrasse) is the source of this 1499-nucleotide messenger RNA. The record is from RefSeq and is a predicted model, not a curated record. NCBI's taxonomy places the organism in Eukaryota, Metazoa, Chordata, Actinopteri, Labriformes, Labridae.